CAUACUCGUUCCAUAUUCAGCCUCGUGGUAACCACAGCACCAUCAACAAAAAGGAUAUUGAAUUAUUGUCAUACAUAUCCUUCACACGACCACUUCUCUGUUUGUACAGAGCUGCGCAAAACGAAAUACCAAACAAAAAUGUCUGCACCGUCGAACAAGAAGCCCGCGGCCGAAGCUGCAAAGCCAGAGCAAUCGCAAACCCAACAGAAGAAGCCUGCCGCUGCAUUAGAGGAGGACGACGAAUUUGAAGACUUCCCCGUUGAAGACUGGCCAGCAGAGGAGACCGAGGCGGUAGCCACAGCGACAGCAGGUAACGACGGUACCGGAACGCAGCACCUAUGGGAAGAGAGCUGGGAUGACGACGACACUUCUGACGACUUCUCCGCGCAGUUGAGAGAAGAACUCAAGAAAGUCGAGUCCUCAAAGCGAAGAUGAUCCAAUCCGUCCCAUUCGAGCAUACGCUACCCCGAUAUCCAGCACAAGAACGUCUCCACGCUUAAGCACACAAAAGCAACCCAAACAACUAGUGACGCAACGUAAAGCAAAGGGGACCUCAUGAAAUGUACUUAGUUUAGUCUCUUUCGCCUCCGCGGCAUAGCUUAAGGAGGAGACGAAAAGAAAGUGAAAUGAGCAAGGAUUCGAUUAAUAGACUGAUAGGCAGGGAUGAAACUGUCGUGACCAAAUUA
Molecule: messenger RNA, 686 nt
Organism: Annulohypoxylon maeteangense
Lineage: Eukaryota; Fungi; Ascomycota; Sordariomycetes; Xylariales; Hypoxylaceae
Product: putative 26 proteasome complex subunit Sem1
Exons: 3
Coding region: 139-435 (98 amino acids)
Biological process (GO): mRNA export from nucleus; double-strand break repair via homologous recombination; proteasome assembly
Cellular component (GO): proteasome complex; proteasome regulatory particle, lid subcomplex
Source: RefSeq, a predicted model, not a curated record